This is a messenger RNA of Clonostachys solani, 1035 nucleotides long. The record is from the annotation of a GenBank genome assembly. NCBI's taxonomy places the organism in Eukaryota, Fungi, Ascomycota, Sordariomycetes, Hypocreales, Bionectriaceae.
AUGUUUUGGGUACUCUGUCUUACUAUAGCUGCAACAGCUACUGCCAGAAGCUGUGGUAGAAUGACAACGAUGAAAAACCUUGUCACCUUUGGAGACAGUGUAACAGAUGACGGCCGCAUAGCCUAUUUUCAAGAGCAUAUGCAAUUCCAUUCUCCAGGAACUAUUGUCCCGAUAGCCCAAGAGGCGGCGACUGGUGGCGCAACCUGGGGCCGUCUUGUUGCGAAUAUCACCGGAGCCAACUACAACAACUAUGCAUUCUCUGGCGCUACAUGUUCCAAGGACAUCGUUGAAAGAUAUGUACCUGGACUCGGAAUUGCUUUUCCUACGAUAUUAGAACAGGAAAUCCCCGCAUUCGAGGCAGAUCUUGGAUUCGACACGCUCUAUCCCAACAGAGAGGCCGAUAAUACCGUCUACGCAAUCAUGAUUGGAGCCAACGAUCUUGGAAUAUCAGGAUAUCUUUCAGACUCGCAGGCCCCUGGAUCAACAGUCCAGAGAUUCGUCGACUGUGUUUGGGACGUUCUCGACAAAUUGUAUGCCUCGGGUGGACGGUUUUUCGUUGUCAUGAAUGUCAUGCCGCUGGAGAUAACGCCUCUAUACAAGUCUGUCGGCAAAGGAGGUCUGGAGUUCAGCACCCUAUUUCCAACCAAGCCCGAUAUUAAUAGUACUCUUUAUGAGCAACGGAUUUUUCAGUCCACCUCAAGCGCCAACGAUCUCUUUAGCAUUGGGGGACCAUUCCAUUUGAAACCCAAGAACCGCUGGCCUGGGGCUACAUUGGCAAUUUUUGAUACAAACCGACUUUUGAAGGAUAUUCAUGCAAACCCAGAGAGGUUUCUCGGGCCUCGGGCCAAUGUUGAUGGGGUCUACCAGUUCUGUCAAUCCUCCGAUGUUGCCAGCUGCACCAGGGCUUCAGAGCCUAAAUCUAACUUCAUGUGGUUUGAUGAGCUCCAUCCUUCAGAACGUACCUCCGAGAUCAUUGCUCAAAGCUUCAUUGAUACUAUCCAAGGUAACUCCUCUUAUGCCACUUACUGGCUGUAA